AUGUACACAACAGAAAUGCUUAAAUCCAUAUGUCUGCUAGGGUCACUGCAGUUUCAUCGGAAAGGAAAAGAAACUUGUGCCCCACCCAAGAUCCUAGAUACUAAAGUGGAGGAGAGUUCUGAAGUACCUAUUUUAGAAGACACAUCAUCAUCACCAACAGAUAUUCAACAGCAUUUAUGGCAGGUUUCCACAGAUAUUGAAAACACUGAAAGAUAUGAGAGAAAUGAAAAACCUUUUGAGUAAACUCAGGGAGACUAUGCCUUUACCACUGAAAAAUCAAGGUAG
Phaethon lepturus (White-tailed tropicbird) is the source of this 285-nucleotide messenger RNA. RefSeq names its product regulator of G-protein signaling 7-binding protein-like. NCBI's taxonomy places the organism in Eukaryota, Metazoa, Chordata, Aves, Phaethontiformes, Phaethontidae. The transcript has 3 exons. Gene Ontology annotation, cellular component: neuron projection; postsynapse; nucleus. Gene Ontology annotation, biological process: G protein-coupled receptor signaling pathway. The record is from RefSeq and is a predicted model, not a curated record.